Hibiscus syriacus is the source of this 1739-nucleotide messenger RNA. RefSeq lists its product as uncharacterized. Gene Ontology annotation, biological process: tRNA modification; mRNA pseudouridine synthesis. Bases 38 to 1567 code for a protein of 509 amino acids. Gene Ontology annotation, cellular component: mitochondrion. The transcript is spliced from 9 exons. Lineage: Eukaryota; Viridiplantae; Streptophyta; Magnoliopsida; Malvales; Malvaceae. The record is from RefSeq and is a predicted model, not a curated record. Gene Ontology annotation, molecular function: RNA binding; pseudouridine synthase activity.
CUCGAGUGUAGGUAAAAUUUCCCCACCUGAAGCCACGAUGUCACUUAUUUUGCUACGUCCAAAGGUUCUAUCUUUUCUUACAGCAACUCAGUCUGUUCGUCUCUUAUCACCAAAAUCCUAUAAUUUCAACAACAGAUUGAUCUUUUCAAAGCAGCCAUUCUCUUCGUUUUUCUUCUCUACAACAUCUACACCUUAUCCUCUUCAAUAUGACAUGGUCAUCAACACCCCAACUCAGUCCCAACCCACCCCAACUCGCCGCCGACUCAGUAAAUCGGACUCGCCCAACUCACCCGAGGAAGAGAAACCAGAGAAAGAAUUGGGUUUUGAUUCAUGGGUAGAAAAAAAACUCACUUCAGAAGAAGAAAUGGACAAGUCUAAGAGGAAAUAUUAUAGAAAGAGAAGGAAAAGAAUGUAUGGUUCAGAUUCUGAAGAUGAGGAUAAGGGAAAAAAUGAAGAUGGGUUUGUUGAAUUGAAGCCUAAAGUCGUGGAAUUUGAUAGGCUACAUGAGAGGGAAGAAGAGCUCUACUUUUAUGAUGCAUUUGCGUAUCCUUGGGAAAAAGAUAAGCAUUAUAAAAUGGUUUAUCAAUUAGAAAAGAAGUAUUUUCCUGAUCAGUGUUUUGAUAAAGCUUUUCUUGAACCUGGAGAAUCAAAUGAGAAAACCAAAAUUAAGGGAAAGAGUAAAAAGCAGGAUGAUAAUAACAAGGCGGAGGAUAAAGGAUUGGUGUUUUUUGAGGAAGACGGAAAUUCAGGUGGGGAUGUGAAGGAGAAGGUUACUGAGAAGAAGGUGGAGGAGUUUUUCAAGUGUUUGAAAAAAGUUCCCAAUAAGGAAACCGAGGUCAGUGCUGGGGAGCCUUACCUUGUUAGUAGGAGUACUGAGCUGCCCCCGAGAUGGGAUGGUUCACAUGGGACGGUAGUUUUGGUUAAUAAGCCCAAAGGGUGGACCUCAUUUACCGUUUGUGGCAAGCUGCGUCGCUUAGUCAAAGUGAAAAAGGUAGGGCAUGCUGGAACACUUGAUCCUAUGGCAACAGGUCUAUUGAUUGUAUGUGUUGGUAAAGCCACUAAGUUGGUAGAGAGAUACCAAGGAAUGGUAAAGGGAUAUAGUGGGGUUUUUCGCUUAGGGGAGGCUACUUCAACUUGGGAUGCUGAUUCACCGGUUAUUCAACGUGAGCCUUGGGAGCAUAUCAAAGAUGAGGACAUAAAGAAAACUGCUGCAUCCUUCUGUGGGGAGAUAUGGCAAGUGCCUCCCAUGUUCUCUGCCAUCAAGGUUGGAGGUGAAAAGAUGUAUGAAAAAGCAAGAAGAGGAGAGAGUGUUGAACUAUCACCAAGACGAAUUUCAAUUUUCCACUUUGAGAUUGAGCGUAGCUUAGAAGAUAGACAAAACUUGAUUUUCCGGGUCACAUGUUCGAAAGGAACAUAUAUCCGGUCAUUAUGUGCAGAUUUUGGGAAGGCUUUGGGCAGUUGUGCUCAUUUGACGGCUCUGCGAAGAGACUCAAUUGGCGAGUAUUCAGCGGACGAGGCAUGGGAAUUCAAGGAACUAGAGGAAGCAAUCACUAAAGGGUAUUUCUAACUGCCUUCUGCAUCUCCAUAGUUUCAAGAGUCAUAACAUUGAUGUCAGGACAGAGAGCAUCCAUCUUUGAGCAUUUGACAUAGAAUUCUUUCAUCCCCGUAUUGUUGUGUAACAAUUAAAAAUGCAUUUAACGGUUUAUAUUCGAUACAUUAAUUUGUUUUUGGCUAGUUUU